Zymoseptoria tritici IPO323 is the source of this 1767-nucleotide messenger RNA. RefSeq lists its product as uncharacterized. Gene Ontology annotation, cellular component: cytoplasm; nucleus. The record is from RefSeq and is a predicted model, not a curated record. NCBI's taxonomy places the organism in Eukaryota, Fungi, Ascomycota, Dothideomycetes, Mycosphaerellales, Mycosphaerellaceae. Gene Ontology annotation, molecular function: tRNA-specific adenosine-34 deaminase activity. Bases 244 to 1767 code for a protein of 507 amino acids. The transcript has 3 exons.
GCAUCUACGGGAGAUGUAUACUGGUAGCAAACAUAGCAAGACCCGUUCGAUGAUCGCCUAAGAUCCUGCAGGGCAACCAACACUACCUUGUCGAUUGCACCGUUUGAUGCAGUAGGGCUGCGUAUUGAAAAUCCCUUAAAUCGUUGCCAUUGUGAAUCAAAGAAGAAAGAAGAAAGAGGGCAAGCAAGAGAAGUCAGCGUCAGCAAGCCACAGCCGCAGCCCGCAGAAGCGCAAGACGGCGCGAUGGCCUGGUUGCUGGGGCUGGGGUCGUUGGGCUCUUUCCUCGCAGGUGAAGCCCGGAAAUGGCACUUCUUUCGCCGCUUCAUCACCUCGCUCCGUUUCACAACAAACACCCUCCUUCAACACCUUCACCGCCUCCACCCCAACAACCUCAUGUCCGCGCUACGACGAGACUCCAAGCAUCACAUCGCCGACGUCGACGUCAAGCGGCGAAUGGUUCACCUCAAAACCAAAGAAGAAUGUCGUCUCUCCAAGGAGACCAUCCAAGUGUGGACCGUCGAAAUGCCUAGUAAGCAUGCAGAGGGCAUCCUGAAAGUCAUCAAAGAAAAUGUUCCCGACCACGACAAGGUCGACCUCCAGCACCUCCGCCGCUUUGCCAAGCCGAAAUACCUGCCGUCACAUUACUCUGCACCAUCCCGUCCACGCAGCAGCGGCAGGACACCGACACUUCAUCUGCUGGUUUGCCCGACUCAGGCUAUGAGCCUCGCCGAUCUAUACCCGCUGUUGAAGAGCCACACGCCUUUCUGCUCGUCGCCAGAUUCAUGGGCCUACCCUCUCGAAAUCAAGGAGAUCACCGUGCCGAUCCUUCCACCAACGAGCCCAGAGCAGGCCAAUCAGUGGUCGCAGGACUACUGGCCAACGUUCUACCGCAAGACCAAUCCAUUCGGAGCGCACCCUCUGAGCAUUCAGAAAGCAGAAGACGAGCUUCAGUCCGCAGAAGAAGAGAACUUCGGUGUGGAGGAAGCGCUCAAGCUCGCCGAGCGCGUCGGUGACGAAGGUAGACGCCUCGGAAUCGGCUCAGGAGUCGGAUGUGUCAUCGUCGAACGCAUGGAAGGCAGGACGCAGAUCAUCGCCGUCGCCAGCGAUGCACGCUACAAGCCACAGGAGCACCAGUUCAAUGCCGGACAGCAAGACACCUGCGGAAGAGGCAACAUGAUGGCGCACGCAAUCAUGCGAGCGGUCGGCAUGGUCGGUCGAAAGCGACUCCGCUGCGCAUCCACAGGCAUCACCAAAGCUGCCGCCAAAGCCGAGAGCAACUUCACCAAAGGUGGUCUGGCCCUGGACGAAAAAGCCCGCGACGCUUUCUUUUGCGAUCUUCCCAUCACCGCCGUCGAGCAAGAAUACUUCGACCAAGACAACAUCAAACCCGAUGGCUACCUCUGCCUCCGGCUCGAGAUUUACCUCACACACGAGCCUUGCAUAAUGUGCUCCAUGGCAUUGGUCCACAGCCGCGUCGGACGGGUCAUAUUCAAACACCGCAUGCCGAAAACGGGCGGAUUGACGGCCGAGAUGGUUAGCAACGACUCCGGUCCAGUCGGCCUCGGCUACGGGCUCUGCUGGAGGAAAGAGCUCAACUGGCAAUUCAUGUGCUGGGAAUACGUGCCGGCUCAGGAGGAAGGCACCGCUGCCCGGGAGAAAUGCCGCAAAGAUUCGAUCGAGAAGUACCGCGAUGAGGAUGACAAUGUCAAGACCACAGUUCUCAGUGCUGACGAUACUGUGAUUAGCUUUGCGAGCAUGCAUGUGUAG